CCAUUUCAAAAAUCAAACCACCACCACAGCAACCACAAACACCACCAUCAGCGCUACCAGAACCUCCAUAACGUAACAAUGGGUCUCAGGAAGUCGAACAAUAAACAAACUCAAGCAUUAGCUCUCAAGAAAAUCAUCAAAAGGUGCUCAAGUUUUGGCAAGAACAGUGAUGACAAUAGCCUUCCAAACGAUGUCCCAAAAGGACAUUUUGUGGUGUACAUAGGAGAAAGGCGAAGCAGAUACAUCGUACCAAUAUCAUGUUUGGAUCAUCCAACGUUUCAAGACCUACUACAAAGAUCUGAAGAAGAAUUUGGAUUCAAUCAUGAAUCAGGCAUAAUCAUUCCUUGCCAAGAAGUUGAUUUUUUGUCAUUUUUCUCCAUGAUUGCAUGAAAGAAAAAAAGAAAACCAUAGAUUCUUCCCAUUUUGUGAAGAAAUUUCGUUUUUGGUGAUCCUCUUUAUAUUUUUCUCAAGUGGUGUGUGUGUGUUUCAAUACCCUUGGAAAGAUAUGUUUCAAAUUUUGUACAAAAUGGAAAGUUUCUGCAUGGGAGAUGAUUUUUCCCUCAUGCAUUUAAUA
This is a messenger RNA of Lactuca sativa (garden lettuce), 574 nucleotides long. Its product is annotated as auxin-responsive protein SAUR50. The record is from RefSeq and is a predicted model, not a curated record. Gene Ontology annotation, biological process: response to auxin. NCBI's taxonomy places the organism in Eukaryota, Viridiplantae, Streptophyta, Magnoliopsida, Asterales, Asteraceae.